This is a messenger RNA of Doryrhamphus excisus (bluestripe pipefish), 3696 nucleotides long. It is a transcript of the gene gmps, whose product is annotated as guanosine monophosphate synthase. Gene Ontology annotation, cellular component: cytosol. Gene Ontology annotation, molecular function: ATP binding; GMP synthase (glutamine-hydrolyzing) activity; GMP synthase activity. The record is from RefSeq and is a predicted model, not a curated record. Gene Ontology annotation, biological process: GMP biosynthetic process. NCBI's taxonomy places the organism in Eukaryota, Metazoa, Chordata, Actinopteri, Syngnathiformes, Syngnathidae.
CACAAUUGAGUCAACAACAGUGUAAAAGAGGAGGGGAGACGUUGCUAGUCCACUCAUAACAAGCCUGUCUGCUUUCAGCCCCAGCAGCCAAGUCAGUCACUAUUGGGCGUGCUGACCCUGGAACCAACCACCCAGUUAUCUCUCUCUUUCACUCUCCGUGUGACCGAGGACAGCCAAGGCGAAAGGGGACCGCUCAUAACACCACACGGCAGUCCUCCAUGGCUAUGUGCAACGGAGACGGCAAGCUGCAGAUCAGCAGUGCGGAGCAGAAUGGGUCAUACGAAGGAGCCGUGGCCAUCCUGGAUGCUGGCGCUCAGUAUGGCAAGGUGAUUGACAGACGGGUGCGAGAACUUUGCGUACGGUCUGAGAUCCUCCCCUUGGAGACCCCUGCCUUUAAUAUAAGAGAACAAGGAUACAGGGCAAUAAUAAUUUCAGGAGGGCCCGCCUCUGUGUAUGCAGAAGAUGCGCCAUGGUUUGACCCGACUAUAUUCGCUAUAGGAAAGCCUGUCCUUGGGAUUUGCUAUGGAAUGCAGAUGAUGAAUAAAGUUUUUGGCGGCACAGUACACAAAAAAUGUGUCCGGGAAGAUGGCGUCUUUAAUAUUGGGGUGGACAACACAUGCUCCCUUUUCAGAGGCCUCCAGAAAGAGGAAGUGGUUCUGCUGACCCACGGAGAUAGUGUGGAUAAAGUGGCUGAUGGCUUCAAAGUGGUGGCCCAAUCAGGAAAUAUCAUUGCUGGCAUUGCCAAUGAACAGAAGAAGCUGUACGGAACUCAGUUUCACCCCGAAGUCGACUUGACAGAGCGCGGCAUGGAGAUGCUACGCAACUUCCUCUUUGAGAUCGCGGGGUGCACGAGUAACUUUACUGUACAGAACCGCCAGCAAGCCUGCAUCAGUGACAUCAGAGAAAAAGUCGGCAAGUCCAAAGUGCUGGUGCUGCUUAGCGGCGGUGUCGACUCAACGGUGUGCACGGCUCUACUCAACAAAGCUUUGAACCAGGACCAAGUGAUUGCGGUUCACAUCGACAACGGCUUCAUGAGGAAGAGAGAGAGCCAAAGCGUGGAGGAGGCCCUCACUAAAUUGGGCAUCAAACUCAAAGUGGUGAAUGCCUCACACACGUUCUACAAUGGAACAACAACGCUUCCCAUCUCGGAUGAAGACCGGACGCCCCGGAAACGCAUCAGUAAGACCUUGAAUAUGACCACCAACCCGGAGGAGAAAAGGAAAAUCAUUGGAGAUACCUUCGUCAAGGUGGCGAACGAAGUGAUAGGAGAAAUGAAUCUAAAACCAGAGGAGGUUCUUUUGGCUCAGGGAACACUGAGACCCGAUCUUAUUGAAAGCGCCUCUCAUCUCGCCAGCGGGAAGGCAGAGGUCAUCAAAACGCAUCACAAUGAUACGGAACUCAUCCGCAAACUUAGAGACGAGGGAAAAGUAAUCGAACCAUUGAAAGAUUUCCAUAAAGAUGAGGUGAGAGCGCUUGGGAGAGAGUUGGGCCUGCCAGAGGAGAUUGUCUCCCGACACCCUUUCCCUGGUCCAGGUCUUUCCAUCAGAGUAAUUUGUGCAGAGGAGCCAUACAUCUGCAAAGACUUUGCUGAAACAAACAACAUUCUCAAAAUCGUGACGGACUUUUCUGCAAGCGUCAAAAAGCCACAUGCCUUGCUGCAGAGAGUCAAGUCGUGCAUAUCAGAUGAGGAGGAAGAGAAGCUCAUGCAGAUCACCAGCCUUCAUUCACUUAAUGCCUUCCUGCUGCCCAUCAAAACUGUUGGUGUCCAGGGAGAUUGCCGCUCUUACAGUUACGUGUGUGGCGUCACAAGCAAAGAAUCACCUCAUUGGGAAUCUCUCAUGUUCCUAGCAAGACUCAUCCCUCGCAUGUGCCAUAGCAUCAAUAGAGUCGUGUACGUAUUUGGCUCUCAUAUGAAGGAGCCACCAACAGACAUCACUCCAACCUUCUUGACCACAGGUGUUCUUGGUACGCUCAGACAGGCGGACUUUGUCGCUCAUUCUAUCCUCAGAGAGUCUGGCUACUCUGGAAAGAUCAGCCAGAUGCCGGUCAUCUUGACGCCCCUGCACUUUGACCGUGACCCACUGCAAAAGCAGCCAUCAUGCAGACGCUCUGUAGUGGUCCGUACCUUCAUCACCAGCGACUUCAUGACUGGGAUUCCUGCAACACCCGGGAACCAUAUCCCAGAGGAGGUGGUGCUAAAAAUGGUCAACGAGAUCAGGAAGAUCCCAGGCAUCUCCAGAGUCAUGUACGACUUGACCUCCAAGCCACCUGGCACCACAGAGUGGGAAUGAAAACAAAAACAAACCUUAAAACGACACAACAUGGCACUGACACGGUGCACAAACAACAGUUAUCAGAGAAAGGCGGAUGAACUUCCCAACCUCUUCUCUCCUCCUCUGUACACCCCUUAAACCCCGCUUUUUUCGUCAACAUUCCCAUGGACGAUAAACCAGGCUGUGACGGGCGCACUUCCAGUCGUGCGUCUAUUCUAGUCAAUCCCUUGUCUUAACAGUUUUAGCAGUAGGGAUUGAUUCACAUAUAGUAAUUAUCGUAACUUUUUGUUCACAUUGAAAACUUACCCCCUGUUGAAAAAGCAAACUGUUACAUCACUACGGAGUGGCCACAUGCUGUGUACAUUUAGACUGUGGACUCGUGCUGCUUUGCAGUAUGAGCAAACAAUACACAAAUGUUGCAAAAUCAGCAAAAAAAGAGGGUUUGUUCAUGUAUUUUUUGUGUGUGUCUUACUGUUGUGGGUCUCAGUGUUUCCACCUUCUUACCUGUAUACUGUGCUAUAAAGACAGCCUGUCCUAUUGAACGGACAAACAAUGUCAAUGUGUGACCAAUUAACAUUUUCUAAGCUCUGUUUUGCCAAAAGUACUGUAGAAGAAGUACUGUUAUCCUGAGAUAAACUUGGUCUGAAGCUGUGCAGGAGGCCAAAAUGAUAGGUAACUUUGUAUGUGCCUGUUUUUUUUUUUCUCCUCUAUGGUUACCUGUUUUUGAACCCUGAUGUUCCCACAAAGCAGAAAUACAGAAUAAUACCUUAUCCUUAUGCUGCGAUAUGUAUGCUUUUUAAAUACUAAUUACAGAAAUAGUACAUAAUCACUUGUAAAUUGUGGUUGUCUUGUACAAGAGCACAUCUUUGCACAUUUGUUGCUUAUUGACCCGUAACGCCUUCAAGCUUUUAUCAGUAUAACUUAAGGUGUGGCCAUAUGAAAUACUUCAGAAUCUAAUACUGUUGACUGCAACUUUUUUUUGUUUUGUUUUUUCAAAUGUAGUUUAACUUUGUUUUUCUUGUUCUGUAUUGAUUUUUCCUUCAGUCACAUCACAUGAGGUUUAGGUUUAUCUGAAUUAAAAAAAAAAAAAAAUCACACUCUGCAAGGAAGGUGGUUCUCCGUUCUUUUUAAAGUUAGCAACGGUUAUGACAACAGGGUUUCUUCUCUUCUUUGUCUGCCUUUUUAAAUGUAUAUUUUUAUGUCUCCAUGGAAACAAAAUGCAUCAUAUCAUAUGAUCUUUUUACUUUCUGGUUGGAUUAAAAUGCAGUGUCCACAUGAUUAAGUUAUGCAAUUUCUAUGUGUGAAUUUUAUUUCAUAGUGUCAUCUUGCUCAUUCUCCUUUUUAGUAAUGUGCCUCAAACCAAGCCACUGCAUGCAGUUUCAACAAUGACAUUUAUACUAUGAAAACUGAGCUUUAAUAAAGA